AUUUUACUGAGGUAGAUAUUACAGCACCACUUAUUCGUUUGAUUGUUGUGCGCUUCGCUGUCCGCUUCUCCUGACGCACCAAUUCAGCGCGUUUUCCAGCAGAGAUCGUUGUGAGAUCGCAGGACGGGAGGAUGACAGCUCGAGUGUAUUUCUCGUUGAUUGCUGUUUUAUUGUGUCUGUUCGGAUACUUGAACCUAACUCACGCUAUUCAAAGACGAACCACAGUGAAGCCGGGUCAAUGUCCAAUAUCGGAGAUGAUUCCACUGUGUGCUAAAAGCUGUUUCCAUGAUGGCCAGUGUCCGACCCGACAGAAGUGUUGCCCAACCACUGGUGGCUUUGCAUGCAGUGAACCAUGUGGCCAGGGAAGAGGCCAGGGUAGUGGACAGGGCCAGGGACAAGGCCAGGGAAGCGGUCAGGGACAAGGCCAGGGUAGUGGUCAGGGUCAGGGACAAGGCCAGGGUAGUGGUCAGGGUCAGGGACAAGGCCAGGGUAGUGGACAGGGUCAAGGACAGGGCCAGGGUAGGGGCCAAGGUCAGGGACAGGGAAGCGGACAGGGUAGUGGUCAGGGCCAGGGAAGUGGCCAGGGACAGGGCCAGGGUUGUGGUCAGGGUAAGGGACAAGGCCAGGGUAGUGGACAGGGUCAAGGCCAGGGACAGGGCCAAGGUCAGGGACAGGGAAGCGGCCAGGGUCAGGGACAAGGCCAGGGAAGUGGCCAGGGACAGGGCCAGGGACAAGGCCAGGGCCAGGGUAGUGGUCAGGGACAAGGCCAGGGUAGUGGUCAGGGUCAGGGACAGGGAAGUGGGCAGGGACAGGGCCAGGGUAGUGGGCAGGGACAGGGCCAGGGUAGUGGUCAGGGUCAGGGACAAGGCCAGGGUAGUGGUCGGGGACAGGGUCAGGGACAGGGAUGUGGUCGGGGACAGGGUCAGGGACAAGGCCAGGGAAGUGGCCAGGGACAGGGCCAGGGACAAGGCCAGGGUAGUGGUCAGGGACAGGGAAGUGGCCAGGGUCAGGGACAGGGCCAGGGUAGUGGUCAGGGUCAGGGCCAGGGUAGUGGACAGGGUCAGGGACAGGGCCAGGGUAGAGGCCAGGGACAGGGUCAGGGACAGGGCCAAGGUCAGGGACGGGGAAGCGGCCAUGGUCAGGGAAACGGUUAUGGUCAGGGGAGCGGUUAUGGUCAGGGAAGCGGUUAUGGUCAGGGCCAGGGAAGUGGUCAAGGGAAUGGUCAGGCAUGUGGCCAAGGAAAUGGUCGGCGCCGUGGUCGUUGA
Molecule: messenger RNA, 1265 nt
Organism: Carassius carassius (crucian carp)
Lineage: Eukaryota; Metazoa; Chordata; Actinopteri; Cypriniformes; Cyprinidae
Product: fibroin heavy chain-like
Exons: 5
Coding region: 132-1265 (377 amino acids)
Cellular component (GO): extracellular region
Molecular function (GO): peptidase inhibitor activity
Source: RefSeq, a predicted model, not a curated record